GGGCAGGUGAUAAGCUAUAGGUAUAUAAAUAAGGGAAUUACGUAGAAUGUCAGAAGAUGGUAUGGAAACAAAACGUAGGGCAGGGUAGAGUGUGUCCGGGUUGCAGUUUUAAAUAGGGUAGUCAUACUUUAAGGACCUGGGGGAGUUAGCCAUGUGGGAAUCUGGGGGAGAGCAUUCCAGGUAGAGGGAACAAACAAUGCAAAGAGCGAAGCAGUUAUGUGCCUUGCAUGUUCCAUGAACAGCAAGAAGACGAUCAGUAUGGCUGGUGUGGAGUGAAAGGGAGGGGUGGAAGGGUAGAGAUAGAAAGACCCUGUAGGACACAGAAGGUUUUGUGUUUCACUGCCAGUGAGAUGGACAGCCAUUGUAGGAUUUUGAGAUGAGGAGGAGGACACAACUUAGAUUUUUUUUUUUUAAGGUUUUAUUUGACAGACAGAGAUCACAGGUAGGCAGAGAGGCAGGCAGAGAGCGAGGAAAGGAAGCAGGCUCCCAGCUGAGCAGGGAGCCCAAUGCGGGGCUCGAUCCCAGGACCCAGAGAUUAUGACCUGAGCCGAAAGCUGAGCCUUAACCCACUGAGCCACCGAGGCGCUCCCAUGACAGAUUUUUAAGGAUCAGACGAUACCAGGAGGAACCGGAGCUGGGAUCAAUCAGGGAGAGAAGUUAAGAAUCUGAUGCGGUAAUCAGGGGAGAGUUCAUGGUGACUUCUUCAAAUGUGGUGACCACGGAGGAAGUGAGAAGUUGGCUCCCGGAUGCUGGAGGCAGAGAAGAGCCUUAAGACUGGGCUGUCCGAGCUGCAAGAGUCCUGGCACCUUCAGUGCUCGAGCUGGAAGGGCCCAGGAAGGGGUGUCCGGCCUGCGUUUAUGGACGAUGGGGUCGAGGCUGUUAGGGCAGUGGCUGUGCCUGUUUCUCCAGGUUACUGCUACCAGUGCCAGAGCCAGGUGCCACCGCGCAGUGGGCAUUGCUCCGCCUGCCGCGUCUGCGUCCUUCGUCGGGAUCACCACUGCCGCCUGCUGGGCCGCUGCGUGGGAUUCCGCAACUACCGGCCCUUCCUGUGCCUGUUGCUUCAUGCAGCAGGCGUCCUGCUCCACGUCUCUGUGCUGCUGGGCCCGGCCCUGUCUGCCCUCCUGCGAGCCCACGCGCCCCUGCACACCGCCGCCCUCCUCCUGCUGCCCUGGCUCAUGCUGCUCACAGGCAGAGUGUCUCUGGCGCAGUUUGCCCUGGCCUUUGUGACCGACACGUGUGUGGCAGGUGCACUGUUGUGUGGGGCUGGGCUGCUCUUCCAUGGGAUGCUGCUGCUGCGGGGCCAGACCACGUGGGAGUGGGCUCGGGGCCAGCACUCUUAUGACCUGGGCCCUUGCCACAACUUGCAGGCGGCUCUGGGGCCCCGCUGGGUCCUCGUCUGGCUCUGGCCCUUCCUGGCUUCCCCACUGCCUGGGGAUGGGGUCACCUUCCAGACAGCAGCAGAUAUGGGCCUCGUGGCUUCCUGAUUCCAGGAAGAGCCAGAGGUGUUCAGGGAGAAGGUAGCAGGAGACGGGGGCUCCUAACUCCUUUGGGGCCCAACUCCGGCCUCCAGUCCCAUCCUUGGCCUUGCCCCUGCCCAGCUCGGACUCCGGUAUCCAGGGCUUGGGUCCCGCAGCUCUGCCUCUGUUGGCCCCCCGAGUAGAGUGGAUGGUUUGGUAAGGGGCUGCUUGGCCAGCCUAGUCACCCCUUUGUUGGGUUAAUAAAGUGCCCACUUGGUUCUUGGA
Messenger RNA from Mustela lutreola (European mink), 1742 nucleotides. It is a transcript of the gene ZDHHC24, whose product is annotated as zinc finger DHHC-type containing 24. Gene Ontology annotation, molecular function: protein-cysteine S-palmitoyltransferase activity. The record is from RefSeq and is a predicted model, not a curated record. Gene Ontology annotation, cellular component: endoplasmic reticulum; Golgi apparatus. Gene Ontology annotation, biological process: peptidyl-L-cysteine S-palmitoylation; protein targeting to membrane. The coding region runs from base 747 to 1484 and encodes 245 amino acids. The transcript is spliced from 3 exons. Lineage: Eukaryota; Metazoa; Chordata; Mammalia; Carnivora; Mustelidae.